Molecule: messenger RNA, 2932 nt
Organism: Acanthaster planci (crown-of-thorns starfish)
Lineage: Eukaryota; Metazoa; Echinodermata; Asteroidea; Valvatida; Acanthasteridae
Product: G protein-coupled receptor 54-like
Biological process (GO): G protein-coupled receptor signaling pathway
Cellular component (GO): plasma membrane
Molecular function (GO): G protein-coupled receptor activity
Source: RefSeq, a predicted model, not a curated record
CACAACGGAAGUAGGAUUUUUGAUUGUGUCGAGCCUCUUUGUAACGCGAGGCCUUGGAGUUUCUACCUUGGUCUGUCUUGCAUUUGAAGUGCGUCAAGUGUGGAGUUAAUUGUACACAUUAUGCAGCACAUUCACUCGUCAUACUGGUGCCGACAGAGGAUAGGGAUCCGCCUCCAAGCUUAUUAUGACAAUUAGCAUCAAAUAGAGUGUCUGCCACUGGGUCUCCACAAAAAGCCACAUUAUAAUUCUCUAAAACUCAACUCUAUACACGUUGGUUUGUACGACUCCCCAAAACGCACUUUCCUUAGGAAAGAUGCAACGAAUGAAUUAGCACAAGAAAGAGACGAAGAGUCACCGUUUCUAUUUCUUCAAAAAUGGAGUAUCCAUCGAGAAAAAGUUGGAAUGUUAUUGAGUGACAGUCCCUCGGCGGUUUCAGGGGCACGUUUCUCGUGAUGCGCUGACCAGAAUUAGUGUGUGAGCAGUCGCAAUGAAAAAGAAAUACACCUUGGAUUCAUAAUCGGAAAAUUGGCCAAAGUGCUUGUGAAGUUUAGUACUCGGUGGGAGCGUGCGUUCAAUGAAAUCCUUCAUGAAACACAGUGGAUACUCCGUUUGUCUUGAUUCACCAGUUUUAUGUCAUAACUCCUUUCAUGUUGUAUGCUGGUUGAAAAUAAUCGGAAAACAAACGGUUUGGAGGUAUUGAUGUUGACUGAAAGCGACACAUGUCAGAGUUCACCGCCCGUUGCGGAUGUUUAUAAGCGGGCACGACCAAAAAGUACGCAGAGUUUGUUUUUCAGUUCCAUCGCGGUAAGUGGUGGGCAAAAGUUGACUCUCCUGACAGUAGGGCUACUAACCAAGUAACUGACACAGUGAUGCGAUGACAAAGAAUCCUUUAUAGCUGGUCACUAAAACUUUUUGGUUUUAACCACUGUUUAGUUUCAUUCAACAACGGGCCUACAAGGGGACGCUUAGUAGAUGUUAUUUGUUGUUUUGCAUUUAAGUAAGAAUAUCAAAGGCCCCGGUAUCAAAGAUGAAUGCCAACUGGAAUGUAACAAUUACAAAUAUCCACAGUGCGGCGAUGGUCAAUACGACAAACAACCUCGCUGCGGGCCUCACGGACGGCUUGCCAACCGAGGAAUUUGUCUUCAGCUCGGCAGCCAAGAUCGCAUUGACUGUGGUCAUCUCCGUGGUGGCAGCGAUGGGAUUAUUCGGCAACGCCAUGGUCGUAUUCAUCGUCAUCCGCUACAAGGACAUGCACACUGUCAUCAACUACUCGUUUGCUAAUCUAGCCCUGACUGACUUGACUUUGCUACUGUUGGACGCCGUGCCGACCGCUGCAGACACAGCUGGGAUCAACCUGUCGGCCCUUCUUGGCUGCAAAGUACCCAUUUAUCUACAAUACGUGUCUGCUGAGGUGACUAGCCUUACCCUAGCCUUUCUCUCUUACGACCGCUACCGCCUCAUCGUGUACCCCCUGAAGACCCUCAAGCGUCGAUCACCCCUUGCACUGCUGUCAAUACUCCUCGGAAUAUGGCUGGUGUCCUUCGUUGUACAAAUUCCUGCUGUCGUAGUCACUGGUCUGACGGAAGAGGGUAAAUGCUACGAGUUCAACGCCCCCUGGGGUGUCGAAUACUUCUUCUCUUACGCCUUAGUAUCUCUGUUCAUCAUCCCCACCGGUAUCAUCGUUUUCUGCUACGUCAGAAUGGGCCGGAAACUAUUGGAAGCUGGACCGAUUGGUAGCAGGAAAGAAACCCGGCGAAGACGCAGUGUCAAAAUAGUCCUGGCGGUCACCAUACUGUACGCCCUCUCUUGGGUGCCAUGCCACACCGUUCAUCUGUGGAUGGCCUUCAACCCUGAAAUCACGGCCGAGAGCCCGCUGUACGUGGAGCUGCACACCGCCGUCAACGUCCUGAUUUUCGUCAACAGCAGCGUCAACCCAUAUGUGUACGCCCUCAUCGGUCCAUCGUACCGCCACCACAUCAGGAGUAUGGUGAUAUGCAGCUGCCGCAACGCCAGCAGCCAGCAAAAUGUGAACACGGUAAGUUCACAGAAGGGGAAAUUCUGCAGAUAUCAGAUACCAGGAAGUUCGACCGAUCCUGAGAAUUCAUCACGGCUUUAGGCUAUCUAAACAUUGUAUCUUGGAGAAAGUAGCCACAACUUGAGGAAAAAAAUUUACUUUUAUUUUACUGCUGAUGAGAGACGGUUACUUUGGAAGACUAUUCAACCCGAGUGGGACCAAGAGAGGGCGCAGUUUUCCUAGCAACGGAGGUUCCUUUGGUGGAAACUGCACUUCGCUGAUUUACGAAUGACUGUUUCAUCACUACCCACAAAAUGAGCACUUUCCACUAACGUGGCUCGUUUCAGCCGAUGAGGGGGUGCUUCUGCUUAGACAGAUUGCGAAUAAAUAAUUUUAUUGGUGUCACAAUGACCUUCAGACAUUACUAGAAAAAAUAUCAAAGACUCUACGCAAGAAAAGGUUACUUGACAAAUAUCGGAGCGAAUUGGGGGGGGGGGGUUCGCCCCGGUUGUUUUACUGCAUUUAACAUUGCUGUACUAUUUGUCACUAUGUUGAGACACUGUUUUCUUUCACAACGAAUCUUUGCAUAAGGCACUUUUGUUCUGUGAUUACAUUUACUCUCAGGAGAUGGCCCGCACUCCACGUCAUAGGCUGUUGCAGUCGGCUCUCGAUAAAAAUUUGUCUCAACGAGUAAAUUUUUAGGGUUCCAAUGUGUAAUAGUUUUUCUUAAGUUUUUCAAGUCCCUUUCUGACAAGGUUCUUGUUACAACAAGGUAAUUCGCCUGGCUCAAACAACUUGAACGAGAGUGGCCUGUGUAGGUCUGCUUACACUUGGCUCAAGUGAAGACGUUCUAUACCCAGCAAGAAAUGAGACUGAGGGGUACCCCCCAACAUGUCCAAUCCCUAUACAUAUUCCAGA